Lepus europaeus (European hare) is the source of this 1651-nucleotide messenger RNA. It is a transcript of the gene NXPH3, whose product is annotated as neurexophilin 3. Lineage: Eukaryota; Metazoa; Chordata; Mammalia; Lagomorpha; Leporidae. The transcript has 2 exons. Gene Ontology annotation, molecular function: signaling receptor binding. The record is from RefSeq and is a predicted model, not a curated record. Bases 45 to 803 code for a protein of 252 amino acids.
GGCGCCUGGGACCCCGAAGGCAGAGGAGGCGAACAAGGAGGAAGAUGCAACUGACCCGCUGCUGCUUCGUGUUCCUAGUGCAGGGCAGCCUGUACCUGGUCAUCUGUGGCCAGGAUGACGGCCCCCCUGGCUCGGAGGACCCUGACCACGACGACCACGAGGGCCACCCUCGGCCCCGGAUGCCUCGGAAGCGGGGCCACAUCUCACCGAAGUCCCGCCCUGUGGCCAACCCCACGCUCCUAGGGCUGCUGGCUCCGCCCGGAGAAGCUUGGGGGGUCCUUGGGCAGCCCCCCAACCGCCCAAGCCACAGCCCUUCACCCUCGGCCAAGGUGAAGAAAAUCUUUGGCUGGGGCGACUUCUACUCUAACAUCAAGACGGUGGCCUUGAACCUGCUGGUCACGGGGAAGAUAGUGGACCACGGCAACGGGACCUUCAGCGUCCACUUCCGCCACAACGCCACGGGCCAGGGCAACAUCUCCAUCAGUCUCGUGCCCCCCAGCAAAGCUGUAGAGUUCCACCAGGAGCAGCAGAUCUUCAUCGAAGCCAAGGCCUCCAAGAUCUUCAACUGCCGCAUGGAGUGGGAGAAGGUGGAACGGGGCCGCAGGACCUCGCUCUGCACCCACGACCCGGCCAAGACCUGCUCCCGAGACCACGCCCAGAGCUCCGCCACCUGGAGCUGCUCCCAGCCCUUCAAGGUUGUGUGCGUCUACAUUGCCUUCUACAGCACGGACUACCGGCUGGUCCAGAAGGUGUGCCCAGAUUACAACUACCAUAGCGAAACCCCCUACUACCCCUCGGGGUGACCCUGGGUAGGGCCGGAGGACAGAUGCAGGAGGCCAUCUGUCUGGACGCUGGGCAGGGAAGGGCUGGGCCUCAGGCAGGGAGGGAGGUGGUGAAGAGGAGCUGCCAAUCAGGGCCGGGGUCCCCAGUGCUGGCCACAGCCUGGGCUGUGUGCACCUGCUGCAUGGGAGCACUGGUGGAGGAGCAGGCAUCCUGUGCAGCCCCAUGGGGCGCCCCCAUGGAGCCCAAGGCAGAUGCUGGGGCCCUGAGACCCCUGGGCAGGAAGCCCACGGUGGCUCUGAUCGAGUCACAGCAAAGAGCCCAAAUCCUGGCUCCCUCCCGCCAUCCUGAGUGAGGACAGCGUCAGGGAGUGGACGCCAGGUGGUCCCCUGAGGGUUCAGGACUGAGACAGGGACCCCCGGGAGCUCAGAUAGGGGUGAGGCAGGAGAGCCUCUUCAGCUCAGUCCAGUGGGCAGCCCUGAGCCCUUGACCUUCCCAUAGCACAGCACGGGGCUGAAGUGGUGACCCUCGGAGUAUUUGAGGUCCUGACCCAUGGGCCACCCGUCAGCAGCCAGGUGACCCCUUUCUGGAGUCCCCCUCCUGCCAGCACUCCCCCUCCUCCCCACCCUCCUGUGAUGCAUACCCGUCUAUAAGCUGAGGCCACUGGGAGACCACUGUGGCCACGAGUGGAGGUCUUCAGUGUGCCACGUGUCCCCCCUCCACUCUAUCCCUUACUGGCUCCUCUGGGAGCAUCCUUGUCACAGAGCGUGGUCCCUCAAUGGUCAGCCUCUCCCAGGCAGGGCUGUGGCCUCCCUCUGGGUGGUGGGCUGGCUGGGACCACCCUGUGGAAGGUCCCGGACCAGUCCCCUAG